CUCUGUGUUUAUAACCACAGUUCCUGUGAUUGACGUUGUUUGGAUCAGUGUAUAUGGAAAUAGAGCAAUAAUUAUGACAGAAACUCAAGACGUAGUGUCAUCAAAAAAUGUAAAAUUUAAAAAUAAAACCAAGAAACAGUUCAGGAAACGAACUGACUCUUCAGAAGAAAGUAAUGACAGUGAGGAAGAAAGGAGUGAUAAUGAUGUCAGUUUAAAAUUGGAGGAAAUGAAGACCUUACAAAAACUCAGGAAAAGGCAGAAUGGAGUUAGCAUUGUCAGUUUGGCAUUUGGGAAAAAGGCUACUACUGAGGAUGAAACACUAGGGACUGAUCCAUUUAAACUGAAAACCGGAGGUAUGGUACACAUGAAAGCACUCAAAAUAAAACGUAUGGAUGAUGCCUAUAGCACAGGGAUUGGAACACAGUUUUCUGCUGAAACAAAUAAGAGGGAUGAAGAUGAAGAAAUGAUGAAGUAUAUUGAAGAUCAACUGUCAAAGCGGAAAGGAAUAAUAAAGACAGAAGACGAACUACCUAUAAGUGAGGAUGUCAAGUACUGUUCCCCAGAAGAGGCUGCUCUUCAAGCAGUGCCUGACCACCUGCGUGCCUCAUCCACACAUCGCUCAGAGGAGAUGCUGUCUAACCAAAUGCUAAGUGGAAUCCCAGAAGUAGACCUCGGCAUCGAUGCUAAGAUACGUAACAUAGAAGCCACUGAAGAGGCGAAGUUGAAACUGCUGUGGGAGCGUCACAGUAAGAAAGAUGGCCCAUCACAGUUUGUACCCACUAAUAUGGCUGUCAACUUUGUACAGCAUAACAGAUUUAACAUUGAAGACCCAGAACCACCUAAGAAACGAGAAAGGCAAAUGGAAGAAAAGACAAAAAUGGUUGUUGUGGGAUCAGCACCUGAAGAUAAAGUGAAACGGUCGAGAGACAAUGGAGAGAAAGCUACAGAUGACUAUCACUAUGAAAGGUUUAAGAAACAGUUCCGACGAUACUGAUUCAGAAUCAAGAGUGGCUUUGAAGAAAAUAAAGUAACAUUUAUGGUGGAAAUCCACACUCCUUAUCCUUACUUUUCUCAUUUCAAUCUAUAUCUUUGUAAAUAAUGACAGAAACUUCAGUGAGCAUUAUUGAAUCGGAAGGUUUGGUUUUACCUAAGCACCAUGCCAUGGAGGUAAAGCUGUCGAUGUUCAAAUCUCAGUACCAAAUAUAAGUGAAUGGUCUUCAUACUCUGUUCAUUAUGACCUAAGGGAAGGAAAUG
Molecule: messenger RNA, 1254 nt
Organism: Zootermopsis nevadensis
Lineage: Eukaryota; Metazoa; Arthropoda; Insecta; Blattodea; Termopsidae
Product: splicing factor C9orf78
Biological process (GO): mRNA splicing, via spliceosome
Cellular component (GO): spliceosomal complex
Source: RefSeq, a predicted model, not a curated record